Molecule: messenger RNA, 10902 nt
Organism: Poecilia reticulata (guppy)
Lineage: Eukaryota; Metazoa; Chordata; Actinopteri; Cyprinodontiformes; Poeciliidae
Product: PH and SEC7 domain-containing protein 1-like
Biological process (GO): regulation of ARF protein signal transduction
Molecular function (GO): protein binding; guanyl-nucleotide exchange factor activity; phospholipid binding
Source: RefSeq, a predicted model, not a curated record
GGAGGAAGAGGCUGCGAUCAGAGCAGCGGAGUAUGGUGGAGUUUUCUGACAGCAAAAUGCUGCCGAUGAUCUGUCUGCUUCACUGCAUCAAGUCUGUUUACACUUGACAGGAAGCGGACCCUAACCCCCCCCCCCACACACACCCCAUUCCCUCUGCCCUGCAAACACACACCCAAACACCCGGUGUGACACACACUCACACACACACGCAUACACACACCGUGACUGGGAGCGGAUAAAUGUGGACCGCAGUGGUACCGACAGCGUGCAGCCUGCAGCAGAGCGCGAUGCAACAGCAUCUCAUCAUCUGUGGCGCCGGGUAGCCGCUGCUGAUGCUGAGGCUCCAGAGACACGCAGCAGCGGGAUCUGGUAUGAGGAGUUGGGAGCUAUUGGCGGCAUCCCGUGGGCAUGUUUUUGCUCUGUGUCUCUGCUUUACACACAGACGAUCUGGGAGGCAGAAGAAAGACAGUCUAAAAAUAAACCACCAGCAGGAGAAAAACCUAAUUCCAACCCAACAGGGAGGGGGAAAAGACCUCUCUUUCACCCUGUCUGAGUCUUUCUCCGCUCCGUUUCUGUGUCCUCAUUAAGAGCUGAGGGGAGGUCAUGUCCCAGUCUGGAAAAGUUCUUCAUCUUUAUGUGGAAGUGAGAUCUGCCCCAGAUCAGGUCAGGGAGAGCGACGAAGGGAUUGCUCAGAGGAUUCCAGUUGAGGACAGUCCUGCCGAGCUCCUCUCCCAGCUAGCGAGCCAGACAGCUGCCGGAAGGACUGCCACAAGUCCCCAAUGUGUUCUGGACCAGAAUCACAGUCAGUCUCCAUCUCGACACACUGUCAACUUUCAGCUCCAAACAUCCAGCAGCUCACCGUCAGCCACCAAGCGCUGGGGCUCACCUCUACACUCGUCCCCCUUCUCUAGAAGAGUCGGCCGCCCUCUCACUCCUCCUGAUGGCCAGCGAUCUGUGGUCAGCUUCAGUUACGUCGAAAAGUCCAACGUGAAGACGUUGGACAGUUCACGCAACUCCAUGUGCGAGAAACAAGUGAGAGAUGAGCGGUCCACGCCAUCACGCUUUCAGAAGCGUCUCAGUGACCAAGUGUGGUUUGAAAGUCCCGGUUCGUCGUGCAGCUCAAGCCCCAAACUGAGUUUCCAAUCUCCAGAGAGUCACCAGCAGACCUUCUCCCCGGGUCUUCGACAGCCGCGCUUGGAUCCGAUUGGCAGAGCAGCUACACAGAGAGCGGUGGAAGAGUUCGGUUCACCCUUACUGAGGAUUAAAUUGGCCCAUGCACUCGACCUCGAAGCCUCCUCACGGUACGGUCAACAGCAGCGCUGCCAGUCCUGGGCCGGGUCUCCAGUCCAGCAUCAGAACAUCAGAGUGAAUCCCAAAGAGCUUACAGAUAACAGUCAGGCUAUUCAUGGGUUGAGAAACAUCCCUGGAUCAGACCAGUCCGGAAAGGCGUCAGAAUCGAGGUCCUCUGCUGACCUUCAUUGUCCCCUUCAGAGUUCAACAGAGGAUGGGAGGAUGGCACAAAGUCCAGCUACCAAAAGACACAAGAAAACUUCUCUGCAGGAAUUAAUCUUUCAACCAGGCAAUAACGGAGUCGAAGGUUUGAACCAGUUGAGUGGCAGCAAACCUUCGUCCCCAGUUCACAGUCCCGAAGUCGCCCGCCGGCUAGCGGAGGAAGCUUCCAGAGUGUCUUCGAUGUUGACGGAGGCCAGGAGAUCCUCAUUGCACAACCAUUCUUCAGGCAUGAGCAGCUCAAACUCUGGAGAGUCCUCUCCAAACGCACAGCACUUUAAGCAAACGCUAAAGAUGAACAUCCCUUUAAAUGAUCAACACAUGCCAGCAACUGAAAACACAGACUCUCACCAGCCGGAAAGCUCCAACUCUUCUCAUGGCACACGUCAGGAGGAUUGCUUUCAGGAAGCCCAGCAUCAGAGCUCAGUUUUAUCAGCACAGCAGAGCUCCCCGGCGCUCCCCUCUCGAGUCCUCCGACCUUCUCAUCCGCCCACUGAGAUCAGCUCUCCCAUCAGAGACCCAAGGCUUCUCCAAGCUGAGCUCCGAGCACCAGAAAGCCCCACCCUGCAUCGCUGCCAGCCUCCCCAGUACACCGGGGACUCCUGGUCCCCAAGCCUGGACAGGAGCGGAGACCUGAGCUGUUUCGAGAAAGAGGACUGCACAGAGCUCUCACGCAGACUCUUCAUCAACCAAGGCGUUGAAGAGGGGCCGGUCAGCUGGACGUCCAGGCAGCAGUGGAGGAACCAGCUGGAGAAUGAGUCUGGGUUCGAGUCCAGCGGUCACCAGCAAACCGGCCGACUGAGGCGGCCGCUCAGCCCCACGGCCCAGCAGAAACGAGCCGAGCAAAGGAGGAGGGAGAUUCUUUUGCUCGGGCCUGUGGUGCUGGACUCUGAAGAGGAAGAUGAGAGCUGUGAGGAUGAAGGGCACGGCGAAGAGGCGGAUGGAGGUGAUCCCAGGAGGGCAGGAGAAUCUCCAGAGGCGGAGCAGAACGGAGCAAUGACGGGGUCUUCCUCUCGGAGCUCCAGCGGUGUGACGGGGAGCUUCGGGGACAGAGACUGCUUGUCCCCAGAGUCCAGUCAGUCCAGUCACCAGAGCAAUGAGACCGGUGUCGCCACUUCAGGAAUACAGACGGACAGUGGAAGUGCAGCUCCUGUUCCUUCUCUGCACUGUCAGAAGAUUGCUCGGGCCAAAUGGGAGUUCCUGUUCGGGACCUCUGCAGAGGAAGCUACUGGCAAAAGGGAUAAAAAUUCCCUGGAGGCCUCCACAGCGCCCCCCAGUGGUAACUCCAGCGAGUCUCCCACCCCGACUCCUCCAUCCUCCCUGCCCCUGCUGUCGGCCAAUCACGACGUUCAGCACGUGGAGGUCGAACUGGUGACUCCGCCCCCUGCCGCCAUCGGGUCGUCCCCCAAAACGGGCAUCAUUCGCCGGACGCUGAAGUAUUCCGAAACGGACCUGGAUGCCGUCCCGCUCCGCUGCUACCGCGAGACGGACAUCGACGAGGUUUUGCUGGCGGAGCAGGACGACGCCGACUCCGCCUUCGGCAGCAACCGCAGCGUGCAGGGCCCAUCUGGGGCGGGGAGCAGCCCUCUGAGGGGGCUGGCCUAUAGGAGGACAGGUGGGGAGGAAGAAGAGGGGAGUGGGGAUGAAGAAGAGAAGGAUGAGGAAGAGGAGGAGGAAGAGGAAAUGGUGAGCUGGGCGAGCGUGAGGAUGCAAGGCGACAGCAGGAAGCAGCGGUUUGCUGCUGAAGAGGACCCAGAGGUGUUUGGACAUCUUCUGACGAGACCAAUGGAAACAUUUUUUGACAACCACAACCCGGCACUCAAGUCCCCCAUCCUGGUCUCCGGACCCCGCUGCGCCGCUGAGGAUACCUUCAGCAGCCAUUUUGAGAGCAUCAUGGAGUCCCACCGAGCCAAAGGGACGUCCUACAACAGCCUGGACAGCGAGGAGCUGCUGACCUCCAGCACCCAAACUGUCCUGAGCUUCGAUCUGCCCACGCUGACGCCCGCCAUCCACGGGCCGGUGUGCCAGAGCGCCCGUCAGAUUGUGCAGCUCAGCUUCGCCCCGUUGGCACACCACGAGAGGCCCAGUCUGUCCGACUCUAUCUUCACGGUGACGGGGGACUCGGAUGCCACGCGGGCUCCCUCCAGUGAGAGGCUGAGCAGCGGCUCGGAUGACGUGAUGCCAAGAGGGCGAGAGUGUGCACAGCUGGGGAGCAGCUGGUACAUCAACCCGUCUUUCUCUUUGUCCAGCAGCAGGGAGAAGGCCCGUCUGGCGACGGACUCCGAGCUGGACCAGGACCUCAGUGACCGGCUGGGUCUGGGCAGCAGCGACACCCUCACCAACGGCAGUCACCGUGGCGACGUGGCAGCUGCCAAACGACUCGCCAAGCGUCUCUUUCACUUGGAUGGAUUCAGGAAGUCGGACGUGUCGCGUCACCUCAGCAAGAACAACGACUUCAGCCGCAUGGUUGCAGAAGAGUAUCUAAGUUUCUUCAGUUUUUCCGGCCUCACUCUUGACCAAGCACUGCGGACUUUCCUCAGGCAGUUUGCUCUGAUGGGGGAGACUCAGGAGAGGGAGAGGGUGCUGUCACACUUUUCCAGACGCUACUUGGAGUGCAACCCAAAAGUCCUGCCAUCUGAGGAUGCAGCUCAUACGCUCACCUGUGCCCUGAUGCUGCUGAACACCGACCUCCACGGUCAGAACAUUGGCAAGAGGAUGUCAUGCACACAGUUUAUUGGCAACCUGGAAGGACUGAACGGUGGCCAGGAUUUCCCCAAAGACCUGCUCAAAGCUCUCUACAACUCAAUCAAAAACCAGAAGCUGCAGUGGACGCUAGAUGAGGAAGAGCUGCGGAAGUCGUUUUCAGAGCUUGGGGACAGCCUCCUGGACUCUGACGCCUCCAGGCCGAUGAAGAGGGUGGGCAGCAGCGGGAAGCCCCUGUCGGACGGGACGGACCCGACGGGGAUGCUGCUGUACAAGAACGGAUUCCUGGUGCGGAAAGUCCAUGCUGACUCAGACGGAAAGAGAACACCGAGAGGGAAGAGAGGCUGGAAGACUUUCUACGCCAUCCUUAAAGGGCUAAUUCUGUAUCUACAAAAAGGCGAGUACCGGCCGGAUAAGCAGCUGUCGGAUGAAGACCUGAAGAACGCCGUGUCCAUCCAUCAUUCUCUGGCAAUGAAGGCGUCAGACUACAGCAAGAGACCCAAUGUCUUCUACCUGCGGACGGCUGACUGGAGGGUUUAUCUCUUCCAGGCACCGAACGCUGAGCAGAUGCAGUCCUGGAUCACGCGUAUAAACACGGUGGCCGCCAUGUUCUCGUCUCCUCCCUUCCCAGCAGCCAUCGGCUCCCAGAAGAAGUUCAGCCGACCGCUGCUGCCAGGAACGAUGUCCAAACUGUCCGAGGAGGAGCAGAUCAGAUCCCAUGAAGCUCGGUUCAGAGCCGUCUCCACUGACCUCGCUGAGCUGCGGUCUUUUCCUCCGGACCGCAAGGUCAAAGGCCGGGAGCUGGAGGAGUACCGCCUGCGAGACGAGUAUCUGGACUUUGAGAAAACUCGGUACGGGACAUACAUCAUGCUGCUGCGGGCCAAGAUCCGGAGCGGCGAGGAGGACCUGUCCGUGUUCGAGUCGCUGCUCCUGGAGGACAGCAGCCUGCAGAGGGCGCACUCCAGCCCCACGCUGCAGGACAGCAGCCUGGCCAGCCAGGCCAGCAGCAGCCGGGGCACCAGCAGCAAAGCCAGCGCCUGCAGCAGCAGCAAACCUCGACAAGAAGGACAGAGGAACAGCUACAGACAGGCUGUCAAGAAGUGAAGCAAGGAGGGGGCGCCGGGAGCGGCACGAAGUCGCUCUCCCAGCGGCAGGCUGUCUCCCAGCGAAGGCUUUUAUUUGAGAUCCAGGAGGGUUCGGAGCUCUGCUUGAAGGGGGAGCAGGGGUGAGGGGCUUACCCCCACGCCUUCCCGCUGCCACGACGCCCCACCCGGCACCCCAGUCUUCUCGUGUGGCCGAGGAGGUGCAGAUCCAGCGAGGAUGUUGGUGCAGGAGGUGGGGGGAACAGCUGUGAGGUCAGAGAGGAGGAGGUGUCUUUGAAGAUGGACGCUGGAUGCGGCGGCAGCAGCAAACGGCACAGUUCCUUAAAAAGGAUGCUUCCAGAUCAAAUGGGACACCACAGGGACCUACAUUCAGCAUCCUUUCCUUUCUCCCCUCCCUUUUCUUCUUUCAGGGCACCUCUCCAGCCACAUCCUCACAACUUUUUCCACGACCCUUCAACUCUGUUAGGGACCAAACAUGUUUACACACUUUGAACUGUUGCCUCAUUACAGACGACUCAAGAUUUGGUUUUUAGUCUUACCGCCACUCCGACGUGAAGCGCUGUAACAGACUUUUAAAGCAUCACUACGUUGUUCUUUUGGAGCCUCUACAUUCCAGCUCCGUAUUUCCGUUUAUUCUCACGAUGCGUUCACAUUCCACACGCACGAGUUGGGAAUCGCAGCUUUUAGCUCCAGUAAGGGCGGCGUGAAGUUCAAUCAGCGUCGCUGCAGAGAAACGCCGUGACGAGAACGCGGCUGCUCGUUUCUUUUGGGGGGGUUUUCUGGACAGCUAGAGCCGACGUCCGCAGAAGUUCUCGGUGCGAUGCAGCCACAAAACUGCAUCUCAAGCAAAGAGAGAGUUUUUUUUUUUUUUUUCGCUCUACUUGAACAUAUCUUUUCUCCUGUUUGCUUUUGCUUCUGUCCAGUGAUGUGUUUAGUUUUCUUUCUUGGGCGAAUGUUUUUUUUGUGUGUGUUUUUUUUUUUACCCCUGCUGUGAUACGCAUGCCUGCAUCCAGCACAGCUUCUCUUAGGGCUUUUACUACUUAGACAUAAAAACAAAACAAAAAAAACUGAGAGUCCGAGCUUCUCCCAGGGGCUGUUCAGUCAUUCUCCUGCCUGUGCCAUACCCGACGCGUGUAACCUCCUGUCUGUACCGCUCAUUUCCAGGCCGACACUCACCGGGCAGACCGUGAAUGUUGAUAUUUUUAAGGUAUUUUUCAGUCGUCUGUUGUUGUUGACCCCUGCGCCCGUCAGUGUAUGAGCAUACGAUCAAAUACGAUAAAGGAAACUUGCUAUCCAGGACGUGUUGUACAGUAUAUAAUGCACCUGCUUAUAUUGUAGGAUAUAUGACGGUAUAUUUGCAAUAUAUUCAGUACACUAUUGUGAAGAUGCAUUAGGAGCAAACACAGAAAACUACUUGCUAGUCCCAAAAAGGGCUGAAUGAUAAUCAUGUGAUUUUGUUUUUUUUAAUUAUUAUUAUUAUAAAGUAUUUAGAAAGGCAAUUCUUGACAGGUUACACUAAUUUAGUCUGUUGCAUUAAAAAGCUUUCCAAUGCUGAAACCUAUUAGCAUGAUUUUAUUUGGAUUGGGGCUGAGGAUGUAAAAGAUGCAUGAAGAGAGCAGGGAACAUGAAAAAAUGAAAAAAAUUAUAGAAGAGGAAACAAAGAAACUUUGGGAUUUGUUAAGAGUAGAAUAGUGUGGGUAUUUUUAGUAGCCAUAGACACCUCAUAGCAUGCAGGUGUAUCUCAGAGAAGUUAAAUAUUGUUGAAAAGUUUAUUUAUUUUUUUUUCUCUCCAGUAAUUCAAUUCACAAAGUGAAACUCAUAUAUAUUUAUUAUAAACAGUCAUAUAUUUACAAUUUGGUGAUUUUGGGUUACAGUCGAUGAAAAAUUUACUUUCCUAUUUCCAUAAUGGAAAGUUGAGUGGAAGGAUGAAGUGUGGUAGAGAAUGAUUCUUCUUCUUUCUGUCUUUUUUUUUACACACAAAUGUUAGUCUUUGUGUGUAAAAAAAGAGUAACACUUAGACUUGUGUAAAUUUAGGCAGGGUUAGAGCUAACCCUCUCUAUGGGGUCAGGGCAGCUUGCUAGCCACGUUAGCACAGCCGUUGAAUCAGCUUUUGCUACCUUUGGCAUUGUGGAGAGGUGCUUAGUUUUUCUGGAAAAUAAACUCAGCAUCUCCAUAAAGAAAAACAUGGAACAUUAGUGCGUGAAGCAAUCUAAAAUUCCCUGGAUGGUUUAGCUGACGUUAGGCCUGAGAAAAUACGGUGGACCAACACCACUCGAUGUCAAGGUUUCCCAAAUCAUCACUGGCCGUUGAAACUUCACACUGGACCUCGAACAAUAUGGAUUCAGUGGCUCACUAAUCUUAUUUCAACCUCUGUGUCUAUGAUUUCCAAAUGAAAAAUUGACUAUUAGCGGAAAAACAGUUUAUUUUUUUUACUCACUCUGCUAAUGUCCGACCUUCGUUCUUAUUAGUCCAGGUCAGAACCUUUCCCCCUGCUUUAGGACAGAAGUAACAUAAGAAAUGAGAUAUUAAUGCACUGUGUCCUGGAUAUACUGUAUCUGUGUAGAAGUACUGACUCCUCGUUGCAAGUUUUUCCUUCCACUCAACUUUCUAUCAAUGUUUUUUUUUUAACUUAAACCCCUUGUGGAAGAUCUCUGAUUGUGCCACCCAUAACAUAACAUUUGUGUUUUAGAAAUCCUUUGUUUCUUGGAUUAAUGUAAAAUCAAUUUAUUUUGAAGAGACAGAAUUUUGAGUUUAAGCCACGAUCAUCAAAAUUACCAGAAGAAGAUCCGUCCGGUAUGAGUUUGACUUUACAGUUGAGUUUCUGAAAUAAAUGAACUUUCUGAUGGUAUGUUGACUUGUUGAGAUACAGCUGUAAGUUGAUGCACAGCCAUUUUCUACUCAGGCUUUUCGAGCAGCUGCAGUGCCAGCGUCCAACCAGCAGGGAGAGCUGUCAGCAUUCACUUGUAAUUCCUCUUUCAGCCAUAACCCCACCUGCUGCACCUGCAGUGAAUAUGCACAGCAUCUCCCACUCACCUGGGGAAGGGGAUGGGGACCGCAGGGCUACGCGACACACCGGACCUGUUUGUGUUAACCUUUUUUGUGAGCCGCAGUGCAUGCUGGGACGGUGCUGGACGCUCCGAGGAGCUUCGAGACGCUUUGGUUUUGUUCGUCCCAGCCUCCGUCCAGCAUCGGCUCCCGUAGAGCAUGAGUUAUAUCAGUGUGUACAGUUUCUAAAGCGAAUGAUUUAGUAUUCAGCGCUGCACAGUGUUAACGCGUCAGUCACGUUUCUGUUGCAGUGUGUGGCUUUUUCCUCACCUGUAAUCUUUAAGCAGCGACUCAAACAUUUCCAAGUUUUGCUUUGGAGGGUUUAUAUCUUUGUCUUGAAUGGCAUCAAACGAGCUCUUUUGUUUUGGAGCAGAUUGUCAGAAAAGACUAAAGGACUGUUUGUGAUGCUUGUUUUUUCCUCGUACUGCCUGGUGUUUUGUGAACCUGAAAAGGUGAGGAAAUGUUUGUAGAAAAGGUUCGUAAAUAACGACGGUUUCAUCUACACGUCAUGUCUCUCAUUUCAGCGGCUCACUCUGAUAGUUUGAAAAGUUGUUUUUUUUUUUGACAUCUUGUUGCAAAAACCAUCAUCCAGUUGAUUAACUCUGCAGUUAAACUGCUAAAAAAUAUUGGAAAAAAACGAAUUUAUAAUACAGUUAUAAUCUAGCAAUGCAGCUGCAGCUCAUUUCUGCUCUUUAAAUUGUAAAUUUUUAUUAAGAUUUUAUUAACUGCUAAUGAUCAUCAGAGGACUUUCAUCUAAAAUGUUUGGAUUCCAAACAGCUGCAGAAAGAGAUGAAGUUUAAAUGUGUUGCUAAAAAAAUCAAAGUAAAUCACAACCUUUAUAUGUGUUUUUAUUCUGUUUUAUAUUUAAUAUAAUAAUCCUAAUGUUACACAUUUUAACUGGUUUCUGGAGAUUAACUCAACUUGAGAACCACUGCAUUUUCCUGCUUUUCAUUUUUAUGUUUGACGUAAAUGAAUGCGUCUCCUGGUUAAGAGUUUGACUUACAUUUUUGUGCUGCGUCUGCUUAAUGUCUGAUAUCAGAUUAAGUUUUUAUUUAUGGUUUAAAUCAUCUUUAAUUACUGAAAACACUAUGAUCUACAGUGCCUUGCAAAAACUAUUCAUGCCCCUUGAACUUGUUCCUAUUUUGUCACAUUACUGCCACAAACUAAUAGAUGUAUUUUAUUGGGAUUUUGUGUGACAGAUCAACACAAAGUAGUGCAUGGUUGUGAAACUGAAGGAAAACAAAACAUUUUUUACCAAUGAAAAUCCAAAAGGUGUGGCAUAUGUCACACCUUAUGACAAAAAUUCAUGUUUUAAGCUUUCAAGCAAAGUCGAGUUUAUUUGUAUAACAAGACACUUCAAAGUGCUUUAGACAAUAAAACCGUAAUAACUGUUUAUGAAACAAUCACCAAACAUUACAUUUUGUCUAAAAUGCCAUCAUAAAAUAUAUUGAUCAAUAUGUUAAUCAAUUUCCAAGUGGUUUUUAAUCAAAGGCACCUGUAAACAACUGGAUUUUUAGCCUCAAUCUAAAGUAGCGCAGUGUUUCGGAUCUUUAGCAGGUUUCCAGAAGUUUGUUUCAGACUGCUGCUUCAUCUUCUUAGGGUCUGACAGAAAAAUGUCAAUAAAAUACACAUUUUUGUGGUUGCAACAUGACGAAAUGUGAAAAGUUUCGAAGCAAGGGACUGUAACUUUAAUGAAAAAAUAUCUUUUUCUCAAGAAUCAAAUCCUUAUUAAAUGUAGUAACGAGAGGAGCAUUACGUUUGGCCUGUCUGAGCUUGUUGAUCAGAAUUAAUCAGAACCAUUUUAGGUGUUGGGUCUUGCUCCAAACAUGUGGCUAAACUCUCAAACAACCCAAAAGUCAACCAUCUUCAUCUUAUCUGAUCCGUGAAAAGAGGCAGUGCUUCAUUUAAUCUGCAUAAAUCUGUUCGAAUACAUGGCGCAAUUAAUAAAAGACAACAAUAAUGAGAGUUUGUUCUGAUACAUUAAGUGUUUUUAAGUGAAUUUAAAGAAACGGCAAUGAAUGAAACAGAGAGCAGCUGCUGGAAACGGUUUGUGAAGUUAAAGUUGCAGGAUUUGUUUCUGUUAACGCAGCAAUGCACGCCUGAGUGAACUGUCCUAUAAGUGUUUCCAUCACUCAUCAUCAUUUCUGAAUGUAAAUAAAGCAUGAGAUCUUAUGGCCUGCUUUUGUUUAUAUUAGAACACUAAAUGAAGGGUUCACAUAUUAAGUAGGUCACCAUGAUUUACUCUGUUCAAGCUCAUGCUCACCUUUAUUUAUUUUUUUCUAUCGACAAAGGAAAUGGCUAUAUUUAUUGCUGUUCUACGCUGUCGUGUUUUAGAGGCUCAGAAAAAUCUUUUUACAUGUAAAGUUCUGAUCCGUCUCGGUGUGUUUUUAGACUGGUGCAGGUAAGACGAUGUUCUUUUGAUGCUAAAACAGUGAGCUACAUGUGUCACUGCCUUGUUCAGUCUCACCAAGGAAAUGUCGUUUGUGAGCUUCUCAUUUUUGGGAAUUCUAGAGGAUAAAAAUAAAAGUGUUUGUAAAGGUUG